Messenger RNA from Cannabis sativa, 2216 nucleotides. RefSeq names its product agamous-like MADS-box protein AGL66. Gene Ontology annotation, biological process: positive regulation of transcription by RNA polymerase II. The record is from RefSeq and is a predicted model, not a curated record. NCBI's taxonomy places the organism in Eukaryota, Viridiplantae, Streptophyta, Magnoliopsida, Rosales, Cannabaceae. The transcript has 9 exons. Bases 140 to 832 code for a protein of 230 amino acids. Gene Ontology annotation, molecular function: DNA-binding transcription factor activity, RNA polymerase II-specific; RNA polymerase II cis-regulatory region sequence-specific DNA binding; protein dimerization activity.
CUUUUCUACAUCAGAAAAAUUAAUAUAACUCAACUACAAACGGAUAUUUAUGUAUUCGUUCAUGACUCAUCCUUUUUAGUUUAUUCCUAGUCAUAGUCAGUAUAUACCUUAAAUUUUUGAUUCAGUAGAACAAACAGAAAUGGGGAGAGUUAAGCUUCAGAUAAAGAGAAUUGAAAACACAACUAAUAGGCAAGUCACUUUCUCGAAAAGAAGAAAUGGGCUUAUCAAGAAAGCCUACGAACUUUCUGUUCUUUGUGAUGUUGAUUUAGCUCUAGUCAUGUUUUCUCCAUCUGGGAGACUCAGUUUCUUCUCCUCCCGCAAUAAAAGUAUAGAAGAGAUUCUUGGACGCUAUGUUAAUAACCUUCCACAGAAUGACCAAGGACGGCAGCAUAAUCAAGAGUUUCUGAAACGAGCGAUUAGUCAGAUAAGGAAUGAAGGUGACCAACAUAACAAUCGUACAAUUACCAGCCGUACGAGCUCCGAUUCUCAGCUUGAGGAGAUUCAGCAAGUAAUCCUUUGCUUUAGGUUGCAAUUAAAAGAAAUGGAGAAUCGACUAAGGAUAUACGAAGGUGAUCCCUCUGAAAUCACGACCCUGCUUGAGGCAGAAUACUGGGAGCAGAUUCUUCAAGAGACUCUAAAAAAUGUCUGUUUGCGCAAGGUAGAUUUACUUCCAAAGACUGCAAAUGUAGAAGAAGAACUGAUACCAAUGACUACUGAUAGUACUCCACAAAAUAUACUGGAUCACUGCUGGCUUCCACGAAGAGACCAACAAAUGCAAAUGCUUAAUUUUUUUCACGAAAAUGGGCAUCUCUCAUUGAGAUCUGAAAGUUGAUCGGAGGUUCGCUCAAGCCAUGGUGGCGAGAGGUGGUGGUUCGGGGUCGAGCAGGACGUAAAAGAAAAGGAAAAAGAAUAAAGAGGGGUAGAGAGAGAGAGAGAGAGAGAGAAGACAAAGUGAAUAGAGAGAUGUGUGGUUUCAAGAGUCGACGAACACUGCCCUAGACUCUGCAGGUUGUCGUUGGGGGAAGGAGCUCUGCAUGUGCACUCCUCGCAUGUGCAUUCCUUGCCAGCAAAAGAGAGAGAACAAAGAGAUCGACGGAGUGAUGAGAACCAAAGAUCUAGGGUUUUGGGAUUCUGGGAUCUCGGUCUACGGUCUUCGGUCGGGAAUUGGAUGGCAUGGUGAUAAUAGAAGAAGAAGGAAGGAAGGAAGGAAGCGAAGGGAACCAUCGUGGUUCCAUGAAGCCAAAAGAAUAAGAAGAGAAGAAAAAGAAAGAAAAAAAAUAUAUAUUAAAAUUUUAAUUAUUUUUUAAAAUUAUUUUUCUGAUUUAUAUAUUUAAAUUAUUAAUAUGAUGUUAACUAAUAAAAUUUUGGAAAAUUUUACAAUGCACACCCUUAAAAUAGAUAUAUUGAUGUACCCUUAUCUGUUUUAGCAUCCGAAAUAAUUUUUUAGUCAAAUUUUUUCUCAUGGUCAUGUAUGUUAUAGUUAUUUAAGGCAUCCUGCAAAAUUUUAAGAAAUUCAGAAAAGUUUAACACGCUGAAAAUUAUGUUCCGAAUAGACUGUUUAACACGCUGUAAAAUAGACUGUUUGAACAUUGUUUUCUAUAUUGUAAAUUAUUCCGAAUUUUUCAAAAUUUUGUAGGAUAUCUUAAAUAGCUAUAACGUACAUGAAUAUGAAAAAAAAUUAGACUAAAAAAUUCUUUAGGAUGCCGAAAUAAGUUAAGGGUGCAUCAGUACAUCCCUUUUAAGGGGGUGCAUUGUAGAAUCACCCUAAAAUUUUAGUGUACGCUUGAAAAAGAAAAUUAAAACGUUUUAAUUUUUGAUCAAAAUAACUUAGAGUACUUCCAAUAAUUUUUUACUUAAGUUUUUUAAAAUACAUAAGUAAAAUUUUAUUUUUUUUAUUUUAUUUUAAAUUUUCACAUUAAAUCAUAGAUAAGUUUCUCUACUUACUCACAAACAUCAUUUAAAUAAUACAUCUUUUUAAUAUGUAUAUAUUUAAAAUACAUAUUAUCAAGAUAGGAAUAAAUAAUUUAAAUACUAUUAAUUAUUUUUAAAAGAGCAAUAAUGUUUAUCAAUUAUCAUCUCUGGUUGAGUAUGAUUUUAAGGAAUAGCUUUACUUAGACUGACAGAAGUUGUAGUGAGUUAUUAAUUAGUUAUUUAAAAGUAUAGCCGUAUGAUUACAGAAAUAUAUUAACAAGAUAUUUUGCGGUUAAUUUUCAUAU